Messenger RNA from Nothobranchius furzeri (turquoise killifish), 2853 nucleotides. The record is from RefSeq and is a predicted model, not a curated record. Lineage: Eukaryota; Metazoa; Chordata; Actinopteri; Cyprinodontiformes; Nothobranchiidae.
AUCCAUUGGGAGGUCGGGAACAUCCGAAGCGCGUCUGCGGGUGGAGUUGCGCCCCGCUGUAGCUGCGUCAUUAGCUGGAACUCACCGCGCAAAUGCGUCAGGGAUACACCAUUAAUCAUUUCUGAUAUUUUAAAGAAAACAGUCAUUGUUCAACUAUGAAACUACAACCAACCUAAGUGCGUAAUCAUCCUGAGAAAUUAUGUAGGCUCCUAGUUGAGAAACAAAAGCAAAAGCUACGGGAAGGCUAAAUGGCACCUCCUUCUAACAGCUGAUUUAGAAUUGUAUAGGCUCGGUUCUUCAGAACAUCUGAGAAAACGUUCAAAUCUCCCGAGACAAAUAUGGUGAGAGUACCUCAAGUCCCGCUGCUUCUCCUGACAUCGCUGACAGUUGUGUGCUCGAUAGGACCAAAGGUUCUGAACAUCAAGGCAGGUGAGAUGGUGGUCAUGCACUGCCCUUGGAACCAUCACCCUGAGCUGGUGUGGACCAGUCACACCAGUCAGGGGAUGACUCAUACCAACAUUACAUCAGCAUCAGCUGAUCACCGUCAGACGGAUGUGCUGAUUCUCGGAUGGAGCCUCGUCAUUGUCAGAGCUUCAGACGUCCAUCAGGGGAAUUACUCCUGCUCUGUUAGGAAUACCAGCAACCAGUUCUGGUUCAGACUCAGAGUGGACACUUCAAAAUCCAGAGACCAUGAAGAGAGGAGCCAGUACCCUACGACUUGUUUCACCCAGGAUUCCUGCACAUUGUUUUGCCCUACAGAGAGCAUCCCUAACAGAGACACUCCCAACAUCACCAGUAGAGGCAUUACGUGGUACAAGGAGGGCCAGACAUCACCAACUCAUCAUUACUUCUCUAGCGUGCAGGACAAAGACAGCGGCGUCUACACCUGCAUCAGAUCUUACCUCUACAGAGGUCACAUUUACAACAGGAGCUUCACAGUGGCACUGGAUGUCCAGCCAAGCAGAAAAUAUAGACAAUCUGUGAUUCUGUCACCGCAGCAUAAUGAUGUAUUUCCUGUAGAUUUAGGCUUGACCGCGGUGAUCGAGUGUAAAGCUGUCAUGUAUUCGGACUAUGAAGAGGUGUUUUGGAUAAGCGAUAAAUCUUUUGUAGAAAUCAAUGACAGCUUGCCAGUUUUCUACAAUUAUUCAAGAACGAAAAGCACAAAUGUAAUACACAUGACAGCCUCGCUAGUCUUCAAAAGAGUGUCAGAGGAGGAAAUGUUAAAGAACUACACCUGUAAACUGGAAUCUGACCUCCAACUCUCCACAUUCGCCACCAUCACGCUCUCCAUAAGAGCUCAGCCCUCGUACACGGCUCUGGCUGUGUGUUCGAUCGUCGUUGUGUUGGUGAUGGUUCUGACCGUUGUUGUCUACAGCAAGUUCAAAGUGGACAUCACCCUCUUCUUUAGGGAUGCUCUUGGAUGUCGAAGCAUCACUUCAGAUGGAAGAAGCUAUGAUGCAUUUUUGAUGUGUUACAUGAGUGACACUGAUAAAGGACUAAAUGAAGAUGACAGAAGACAGCUGGAAAACACUUUGGAGGAGCGGUUUGGGUACACGUUAUGUCUUUAUGAUCGAGACAUUUUACCAGGACAGGCUGUAGCAGAAACUGUGUUAGAAAGCACAGAGCAGAGCCGAGCUGUGGUUUUGGUUCCCUGCUCUUCAGAUCCUGGACCAGGAAUUGGCUUGUUGAGUGCCAUCCAUGAAGCCCUUGUGGAACGGAAGACUCGCUUGAUUUUGAUCAACACCAAGCAAACAGAAGGAUCAAAAUCAGACUCAUUACCAGAGGCCUUGCAGCUUCUUAGUAAGGCUGGAGACUGUGUGACCUGGAAGGGCAGUCCGCCUUCAUCGACGUUCUGGAAGGAGCUACGUUAUCACUUACCAGCACCACAGCAUGCACCUAGAAGAACACACCGACUUCUAUCACAAACAGUCUACGAAGUUCCCUCAUUGUAAACCUCCUGCAUAGUCUAAUGUUGGAUUUGAUUAUUUAUACUUCACAUAGUGUAAGAUAACAUAUCAUAAAAGUAGAAAUGUCUUCACUAUGCUUUAAAGUGGCUUGUCUUUACCAUCUGUAAUCUUUAUAAAUCCAGUAAUGUGAAGUGUGCCCAAAUGGAAUGACAAACUGUAAAAAACAAUCAUUUCUGAGUUUUGUUUCCCCAGUCAGUACUCUCCAUUAGAGGCUGAUAGUAGAUGAUCCUCUUGGGGAGAUACUUCUCUGCAUUUGACCCGUCAGGCUGUGGUUCGUAGAGUUGAACUGGUGUUAACCCUGUUAGGUAAUUUUAUCUCCCAUCCAGGAUUACCUUAGGGAAAGUUCAACACGCAGGGGUUAUAAUAAUCAGCUGAUCAAUAACCAAUACCAAUAAUCAACCAACAACAAUCAAUUUAGACUUUGCAAAGUGGAGAGAGAUCAAUGAUACACACCAGGCGGUAGUCAGUUUGCUCUCAUCAGACAAAACCCUCAGAAAGCAUUUAUUAAGGCAGACACACAAAAAGAUAAACGCACACACAAUACACACAAACAUUUGAGGUUCUCACAGACUCUCACACAGGAAGACACUCCAGGUGCAGUUUCUAAAACAAUAAAGCUGUCUCAAGGGAGUUCUAUUGAUAAGGGGGACUGGGACAGGUACCAGGCGAGGUCAAAACCUUCCAACACGUCCUCCCUGUGAGAACUGAAAAGGCCUGUCUCUUACCCGAGUAAAACAAAUGGAUGAAGCUUCGUUUAAAACACCAGAUGUUACACAGUCAAGUCAUUACAAUACAUGUUUUUAUCCAACAAACCCUGUGAGCUCCGAGCACAGCUACAGCAACCAGCAGCAUGGUGAUUAAAGUCUGUUUAUGGUUUUUCUCAGAA